Molecule: messenger RNA, 2735 nt
Organism: Paramisgurnus dabryanus
Lineage: Eukaryota; Metazoa; Chordata; Actinopteri; Cypriniformes; Cobitidae
Source: RefSeq, a predicted model, not a curated record
AAUUCUGGGCAGGAAUUUAUAAAACUGCAUUAAGUAUGCGUCAUUAAUAAUGUGUAUAGUGAAUUUGAUCUUUUAAUAGAUGUGUUAGCAUUGUGUUAAUGUAUGGAGGACGAAUUGUGACGGUUUAAUAUGAAAUAAGAAAUCAAUUAAUCAAUUUAAUAAUUCAAACAUAAAAAUGGAAAUAAAUCAAACACUGUUGAAUUGAAAAAGUAAUAGACACAUUUAAAAAUGUUUUUUGAAUUCAUGCUUUAAAAUAAAGUUAAAUAGCUUUAAAAUAAAGUUAAAUAGCUCAAUAAAACUGUGAAUUUGAAAACCAUUUUAUAAACUGAAAUAUAAAUAGACAAUUUUAAAACUCUUUAUUUAAUUCAUGAUUUAAAACGCAAAAAAAGAAAAUUAUAAAAUAGAACAUUAAUAUAUAAUUUAAAUGGCCAUUUUAAAUUGCGUUUUUAAAAAGCAUUUGCCAAUUGCUUUUAUCGCCCUAUUUGCCGAAUGCUUUUCAUUUUCGCUUUGCCAAAUGCUUUUCUCUAGCCAACUGUCAAUCAGGUAAGAAAAUGCCAUUGGACAGUACAUACGUGUGGCCAUAUGGGGGCAACCAAUCAGCUUUCGCCUCUAUUUGAAUAGCCAAACCUCACUCGUUGAUGUAACACGCACGGUCAUUGGACAGUGAGAAAAUUACGACAUUACAGCGGGAGGUUGACAACACAAAAUGGCAGGUGAAUCUGAACGUGUUUGGAGAGUGAUUGUUGAUGAUUUGUUAGCUUUAGCUGAUUUCUGCAAAGAAAAUUCUUCUCUCGAUUAUCAUUUUAUAUAUAGAAGAGUAUUACAGUUAAAGGACGACGUUGCAAACGCAGCGGAUAGAUGUGGUUGUACAAUAAAUGAAAGGAUUUGGCUGAAGUUUGGUGAGGCACAAAGUAUAGUUCAACGACUCAGUCUCUCGCAAUGCAGCAGUCGUCAUGCUAUGAUUGUACAUCGAAGCAUCCUUGAACAACACCAAUCGUUGGAUGUAACGGCAGAAGAGACGGCAAGAUGUGUUGGUGUGUCGCUAAGGACAGUCCGACGUAAACUUGCACAGCAUGGUUUAAGGUAUGUAAAAUAAAGUGUUUUAUUAAGAUGGGCAGGUCGAUCCUAAAAUGUUUUUGGAAAGAACGUUACCAUGUCUUGAACGGCAUGCCAGCAUGCGUUAACUAACGUAGUGUUCAAUCGCAUGACUAGUAUUAUAUCUUAAUAUUGACUACAGUUAAGUUGGUUUAACUCCCUAAUGUGUGUGUUUUAAAGGCAGUAAAGUUUGAAUUUGUAUUAUAUAUUUAUAUUUGUAUUAAGUUUGAAUUAUAUUAUUAAAAUUUGUGUAAUACAUGUCUGACUGUUAAAACAUCCUUGUUUUUAGGAAACGUGACUUGUACACCUUCAUUACAAAUGAGGAGUUGGAUAGAAUAGUGGCAGAAAUACACCAGAGAUACCCUAAUGCUGGCUACAAGAUGAUCUUGGGACACAUAAGAUCCAGGGAACUGCGUAUACAAAGAGAAAGGGUUUUAGCAUCAUUAAGACGAGUAGAUCCUGAAGGAAUGGAACUACGCAGGUUACGCCUUAGGACAUCUAGACGCCGACGUUACAGUGUACCAGCUCCCAACCAUUUAUGGCACAUUGAUGGGAAUCAUAAACUUAUUCGAUGGAAAAUUGUUAUCCACGGGGGAAUUGACGGCUAUUCUCGGCUUGUGGUUUACUUAAGAUAAGGGGGGAGAAAAUGUAAUGUUUGCCCGCUUCAUGAUACAAACCAGAGGAAUAAACAGACAUUCACACAUUACAGGAAGAAGUGUGCACAACCAGAGAAUUGAGCGGCUGUGGAGAGAUGUCUUUGACCAAGUAAUAGACCUCUUCUACACUACCUUUCGUCGUAUGGAAGAUGAAGGAUGGCUUAAUCCGGACCAGGAUGUGGACUUGUUUGCCUUGCACUGGACUUACUUAAUUCAGAGGCAUCUACAAGAAUUUCAGAGUGCCUGGAAUAGUCACAGUUUAAGAACCGAAGGCAACAAAACUCCUCUGCAGCUCUGGUCAAAUCAUGAGAGGGAUGCUUCAAAUCAGGGAAAGCUCACAGCGCUAGCAGCGCCCACACGUGCACGACACGGUGCGCAGUACAGGGAGGAUCCCCCUCGAGCCGGCGUUGAACCGAAGCGUUGUGUGCUUGUGUGUCGGCGAGCAAAGUUCCCUUUUUAUUCUUUGAGCACCUGCCCCUCCAAUGGUCUCUGCACGGCCCUGAUAUUGAUGAAGUCAGGGAAGACCUUCAAGGGCAACCAGCAGAAGGUGUUCAUGUUCCUCAGUUGGAUCUGCCUCGUGGCUUGACUGAAGAAGAGCUGGAAACAUUACCAAACCCAGAUGUACCAUACUCGGAUGCGUUAUCUGUCUACAUGAACACAGUUCUUGCCGUGAAACAAAUGCUUGGUGAAAUUUAAAGGGGUUUAGAAAUUGUUUGUGCAUAUCAGACAGACAAGUUGAAUAAUUAGGAACAUGUGGAUUUCAUUUAUUUGUGCACCAACUGGAUAAAAUGCUUUGUUACUGCACAAUAAAAAAGCUGAACAACUGGAGUAUUUAAUUGUCAAAUAAAAACAUUAGACAAUGUUAUUUAAAAUUUAACCUUCACCCAAAUGAAAUUCAACUGCUAGGAUUUUAAUGCUACUCUAAUUGUGUUUUGUGAAGGAAGUUAUAUGCACCUAGGAUGGCAUGAGGGCGAGUAAAACAUG